AUGGCUGUGGCUACUGCUCCGUCGCUCAACCGCCAUUUCCUCCGCCGCCUCUCGGACCCUUUCUCUAGAGUCAAGAAACGACGGCCAUGGGACGCGACCCUUUUCACUUCUCGCCGGAAGUGGGAUUCCCACCUCCUUGUGUUCGCUUCCUCUUCUUCUCCAUCCUCACCUCCGUCUCCGACGGGUGCUCUCACGGCAGAGUCAUGCGUUAAUACUGGCCUCGAUCUCUUUAAGAGGGGACGGGUCAAAGAUGCUCUUGUCCAGUUUGAAAGAGCACUGAGUUUGGAUCCAAAUCCUAUUGAGUCACAAGCGGCUUACUAUAACAAAGCAUGUUGUCAUGCUUACCGGGGCGAAGGAAAAAAGGCAGCUGAUUGUUUGAGAAUCGCUUUGAGAGAUUACGAUCUCAAGUUUGCCACGAUUCUUAAUGAUCCUGAUUUAGCAUCCUUUCGCGCAUUACCUGAGUUUAAGGAGCUGCAAGAAGAGGCUAGGUUAGGCGGGGAAGAUAUCGGCGAUAGUUUCCGAAGAGAUCUGAAACUCAUCAGCGAAGUACGAGCACCGUUUCGUGGCUUUAGAAAGUUCUUUUACUUUGCAUUUGGAGCAGCGGCAGGUAUCUCAACGUUGUUCACCGUACCAAGGCUGAUUCAGGCGGUUAGAGGCGGCGAUGGUGCUCCGGAUCUUCUUGAAACUACAGGAAAUGCUGCUAUCAACAUUGGAGGUAUUGUUGUUCUGGUUUCGUUGUUCCUUUGGGAGAACAAGAAAGAGGAAGAACAAAUGGUUCAGAUAACUCGUGAUGAAACUCUUUCUCGGUUGCCUCUACGCCUCUCAACCAACCGUGUUGUUGAACUUGUGCAGCUAAGGGAUACAGUUCGACCUGUAAUUCUAGCUGGAAAGAAAGAGACUGUUACACUGGCUAUGCAGAAGGCGGAUAGGUUCAGAACAGAGCUCCUAAGACGAGGUGUUUUGUUAGUUCCUGUGGUGUGGGGUGAACGUAAAGCACCGGAAACUGAGAAGAAAAAGGGUUUUGGUUUUGGAGCUUCUUCAAAGACAGCUACAUCUCUUCCUUCUAUUGGGGAAGAUUUCGAUACACGGGCUCAAUCGGUAGUUGCUCAAUCGAAGCUGAAAGGUGAAAUCAGGUUCAAGGCCGAGACUGUUUCGCCUGGGGAAUGGGAAAGGUGGAUAAGAGAUCAACAGAUAGCUGAAGGAGUGGUUCCAGGUGAGGACGUGUACAUCAUACUGCGGUUAGAUGGUCGUGUCCGCAGAUCGGGUAGAGGGAUGCCGGAUUGGGCUGAGAUCUCAAAGGAGUUACCACGAAUGGACGACGUGCUCAGCAAGUUAGAAAGAUGA
Microthlaspi erraticum is the source of this 1344-nucleotide messenger RNA. The record is from the annotation of a GenBank genome assembly. NCBI's taxonomy places the organism in Eukaryota, Viridiplantae, Streptophyta, Magnoliopsida, Brassicales, Brassicaceae.